Messenger RNA from Kluyveromyces marxianus DMKU3-1042, 1995 nucleotides. It is a transcript of the gene HST1, whose product is annotated as histone deacetylase HST1. NCBI's taxonomy places the organism in Eukaryota, Fungi, Ascomycota, Saccharomycetes, Saccharomycetales, Saccharomycetaceae. The coding region runs from base 1 to 1995 and encodes 664 amino acids. Gene Ontology annotation, molecular function: NAD+ binding. The record is from RefSeq and is a predicted model, not a curated record. The transcript has a single exon.
AUGGUUUUUAGUCCGAUGACAGGAUUUUACGAGACGCUUCAGAAAAGACCGUUGGAGGAGGAUGUUGUCGAGGAAGGGACGCGUGUCGAGAGUAGCGUGGGAAAGAAGUUGAAGGGGGAAGAUGGCGUGGAUGGUGGGGUUUCUGAUUCUGUUUCUAGCAAAGGGAGUGUUGAGAGUGCGGAUGAUGAGAAUUCGUUAUCACAAAAAGAUAUUUUAGAGCAGACCAAGGCCGAUGAGUUGGAUGAGGUGGUGGAUGACUAUGCGGAGGAAGCGGUAGCUUCAAGCUCAGGUUCAGCUAUGGAUCAAGGAGCAGGAAAGGGAAGUGGGACUGGGUCUGAUAGAGCAGACACAGUUGGGGAUGUAACUGCGUCUGAAACUGGAAGAACGACUACGAGUGCAGGCACAGAAUUUAAGGUCAACGAUGCUAAAAGCCCUUCGAAUGAGAAUGGGAAUGGUAAUAACACGGCUGAUGAUGUGGAACAGUCUUCUAAUGCGGAAAAGGAAUACUUACCUGUGAAACCGGAGAAUCCAAUCCAUCUCGAGAAGGAUCCAGUUUCUGGAAAGUACAUCUUCCCAGCGAUCACGAAGGAGGAUUCUUUGAAUGCGCGCUCUUACUUGAAGCACUUUGGCUCCACAUCUUUCUUGAACGAUUAUUUGCCUGAAGAUUUGAACUCUCUAUACGUAUACCAUAUGAUCAAGUUGUUAGGGUUUCAAAUAAAGGACAAGGACUUAAUGUCUGCUAUCCAGGAAGUGGCGCAGACCCCCGACUCUUUUGCCAAUGGAGACGCUAAUGGCAACAGUGCCAAUAGUUAUCCUAGUCCCGGGUUCGAAGAUCCUUUGGAAAAGAAACACGCGGUUCGGUUGAUUAAAGAUUUGCAAAAAGCCAUGAAUAAAGUUCUCUCCACGAGAAUCAGAUUAACUAACUUUCAUACGAUCGACGAUUUCGUAGCGAAGUUGAAGACGGCCAAGAAAAUCAUUGUCCUUACUGGUGCAGGUAUUUCUACGUCUUUGGGGAUUCCUGAUUUCAGAUCUUCUGAAGGUUUUUAUUCGAAAUUAGGGGACUUGGGUUUGAGUGACCCACAAGAUGUGUUUAGUCUUGAGGUUUUCUCCGAGGAUCCAUCCGUGUUUUACAAUAUUGCGCACAUGGUGCUACCUCCUGAAAACAUGUAUUCACCUUUGCAUAGUUUUAUUAGAAUGAUACAGGAUAAGCAUAAACUUUUAAGAAACUACACGCAAAAUAUCGACAAUUUGGAAUCCUACGCCGGUGUAGAGCCAGAGAAAAUGGUGCAAUGUCACGGCUCUUUUGCGACUGCUUCUUGUGUUACAUGUCACUGGAAAGUUCCUGGUGAAAGAAUUUUCCCUAACAUUAGGAAUUUACAGCUACCUAUUUGUCCAUACUGUUACAGUAAGAGAGUUGAAUUCUUCAAGACAAAACCUGAUGACGAUGUGGCUGGAGGAGCUGAGGAAGAAUCAGAUUAUCAGGCAAGAUCCGUGCCCAAAUCCUUUGGUGUCUUGAAACCAGAUAUUACCUUUUUCGGUGAAGCUUUGCCUUCGAAAUUCCAUAGAUUAAUCAGAGAAGACGUUCUGCAAUGCGAUCUAUUAAUUUGUAUUGGUACUUCUUUAAAAGUUGCUCCCGUCUCAGAAAUUGUCAAUAUGAUCCCUGCAAGCGUACCGCAGGUGCUAAUCAACAAAGAUCCAGUCAAACAUGCUGAAUUUGAUCUCUCACUUUUAGGAUUGUGUGAUGAUGUCGCUGCUUUAGUUGCGCAAAAAUGCGGAUGGGAUAUACCACAUCAUAAGUGGAAUGACUUGAAAUCUAAGGAAUUUGUCGCAGAUGAAGUCGAAAGAGGGAUAUAUAAUGUGUAUCCAAAGCAAACUGCUACUGAAGAAGCUGCUAGUGCAAAAAAUCUCCCUCUACAACAAUCUACUGCUGCAUUAACACCCCCUGCGUCUACUUUUGAUAAAUCCCCUACUCUUUCUGUUUCAAACAACAAAUAG